GCUCCCUGGAUCAUUGAGGAUAAAAGACCUCCAGAAGACUGGCCCACCCAGGGAGAAGUGGUCUUUACAAGGUAUUCUGUCAGGUAUAGGAAAGGUUUGGAUUUGGUGUUGAAAGACCUCAGCCUGAGUGUAAAAGGUGGAGAAAAGGUUGGGAUUGUUGGACGAACUGGAGCUGGCAAAUCCUCAAUGACCCUCUGCCUCUUCAGGAUACUGGAAGCCACAAAGGGAGAGAUUACCAUUGAUGGGUUGAAAAUUGCAGAUAUUGGCCUUCAUGACUUGCGAUCCAAGCUGACUAUAAUUCCCCAAGACCCUGUUCUUUUUUCUGGAACACUCCGAAUGAAUUUGGAUCCAUUUAAUAAAUAUUCUGAGGAAGAACUAUGGAAAGCUCUUGAACUGUCCCAUCUGAAGAGGUUUGUCAGCAGUCAGCCUGCUAUGCUAGAUUAUGAAUGUUCAGAAGGAGGAGAAAAUCUGAG
This is a messenger RNA of Protobothrops mucrosquamatus (brown spotted pit viper), 473 nucleotides long. RefSeq names its product canalicular multispecific organic anion transporter 2-like. Gene Ontology annotation, molecular function: ATP binding; ATP hydrolysis activity; ATPase-coupled transmembrane transporter activity. The record is from RefSeq and is a predicted model, not a curated record. The annotation marks the transcript as partial. The transcript is spliced from 3 exons. NCBI's taxonomy places the organism in Eukaryota, Metazoa, Chordata, Lepidosauria, Squamata, Viperidae. Gene Ontology annotation, biological process: transmembrane transport. Gene Ontology annotation, cellular component: membrane.